This is a messenger RNA of Geodia barretti, 2937 nucleotides long. The record is from the annotation of a GenBank genome assembly. Lineage: Eukaryota; Metazoa; Porifera; Demospongiae; Tetractinellida; Geodiidae.
UGCGGUCAAGAUGAUGCAGCAAUUUUAAGCGCUCUACCGCGGUGCGCGUGUAAUUUACGCGCUCUCUCUCGAGGGGCUGAGCUAGCGUGGUAAAGGCUAAAGGGAAAGGGAGGUCUUGUCGUCAUGAGUCGAGCGGCGCACAACCCCCACGGCAUAAAGCCGGUGGACCUUGAGGACAUAUGGGGAGACCUCUCUAAUGGAAUAAGGCGAAUAUACAGCCAGCAGAGCAUGCCAAAGAAGAGAUAUAUGGAGCUCUAUACACAUGUGUAUAACUACUGCACCAGUAUCCAACAGCCGGUUCACGGAGCCAGCAUAGCUCCUCCACUGAAACAGGGCAGAGGAAGGAAGGGGGCAGCUGCCGCUAGCGUUGCCAGUGGGGCUCAGUUUGUGGGAAUCGAGCUCUACUCUCGAUUGAGAAAGUUUCUGAGGACCCAUCUCUCAUCCAUUGAGCCUAGGGGAGAAGGGCUCCACGGCGAACUGGUUCUCAAGUUCUACACAGAAGCCUGGGAGGAGUUUCAGUUCUCCAGUCGUGUUCUGAACGGGAUCUGCCAGUACCUCAACCGUCACUGGGUGAAGAGAGAGAACGACGAGGGAAAGAAAGACAUUCACGACAUUUACUCUCUUUCGUUGUUGACGUGGAAGGAUUGCAUCUUCAAGCCAAUGCACGUGGGGGUCACGAAUGCAGUGCUGGAGUUGAUAAAACGGGAGCGAAACGGAGAAACGAUCAACACGAGACUCAUCAGUGGCAUGGUCGACUCUUACGUUGAACUAGGGAUCAAGCCAGAAGCACCGCAGGCAAAGGGCCAAAACUUGACCAUCUACAAGGAGUCCUUUGAGGAUGGAUUUCUCGCCGAUACAGAAUGCUACUAUGCGGCAGAGAGUGCCUCGUUUCUAGAGAACAACCCAGUCACCGAAUACAUGAAGAGAGUUGAGCAGAGAUUGCGGGAAGAGCAGAAAAGAGUGUCAGUGUAUCUACACCAAAGCACACAGGACGAGCUUGCGGCAACGUGUGAAACGGUACUCAUACAACACUAUCUCGAAGUCUUUCUCUCGGAGUUCAACAGUCUCCUGCACAACGAACGUGACAAUGAUUUGGCGAGAAUGUACACCCUGGUGUCCCGGCUGGCCGAGGACAGAGGUAGAGACGAACUGCAGGACAGGUUUCGAGUCACACGUCCACUCACAGGGAGUGGCCGCCGUCGAGAAAUGCGGACAAUCGGCUCAGAAUGACCCCAAACUGUAUGUACAUGCGCUCCUCGAGGUACACAACAAGUACAAGAUAAUGGUGGAGGCAGCAUUCAAGGGAGACACCGGGUUCAUACAGGCUCUGGACAAGGCGUGCGUGAGGUUUGUCAACACUAAUGCUGUGACGGAAGGAACAAAGGCAUCAACGCGAUCACCUGAACUUCUGGCAAGAUUCUGCGACUCACUGCUUCGAAAGAGUGCCAAAAAUCCAGACGAGACAGAAAUGGAUGAAGCACUUCAGAACGUGAUGGUGAUAUUCAGGUACGUGGAGGACAAAGAUGUCUUCCAGAAGUUCUACUCGAAACUACUGGCCAAGAGACUGGUCCAGCAGAACUCUGCCUCGGAUGACGCUGAGGCCAGCAUGAUCUCAAAACUAAAGCAAGCGUGUGGUUUUGAAUACACCAGCAAGCUGCAGAGGAUGUUUCAGGACAUGAGUCUCAGUAAAGACCUCAACGAGAGAUUCAAGAAUCGCAUCGCUACCUCCGGUGAACCGCUGGACGUUGAUUUCUCGAUAAAUGUCUUGAGUUCUGGGUCGUGGCCAUUUCAACAAGGACCUCCUUUCGCUCUCCCUCUUGAGUUGCAGAAGAGCCAGCGACGGUUUGUGGAGUUUUACUCCACGCAGCACAACGGGAGGAAGCUAAACUGGCUCUACCACUUGAGCAAGGGUGAGCUGGUUACCCACUGUUUCAAGAACCGCUACACACUUCAGGCAUCAACGUACCAGAUGGCCGUCUUGCUGCUCUUCAACAAUCACGUGACUAUAAGACUGGGCGACUUCGAAUCCGUCACACAACUGAAACCAGAUGUAGUGAAGCAGGUCAUAGGUACGUUAAUAAAGACAAAGCUCUUGGUAACUGAAGAUGAACAUUUAUCAUCGACUUCAGUACUUCAAGUGAACCCCAACUACAAAAGCAAAAAGUUGCGGGUGAACAUCAUCGUUCCUGUAAAGGCCGAGCAGAAACAGGAGCAAGAGGCCACACACAAGAACGUAGAAGAAGACAGGAAGCUUCUCAUCCAGGCUGCCAUAGUUCGGAUCAUGAAGAUGAGGAAAGAACUAAAGCACCAACCGUUACUAGCGGAAGUUUUCCAACAACUGUCGUCUCGAUUCAGACCAAAAGUGCCCGUAAUCAAAAAAUGUAUCGAUAUAUUGAUCGAAAAAGAGUUUUUGGAACGUGUAGAUGGAGCAAAAGAUACAUACAGAUACUUAGCCUGAUCUCUUUCUCUUCAUUUCACCUAUGUAUACUCACAUAAUAUUUUGCAAAUUUUAUUACUGUUCAGUUUGUGUAUAUAUAAUUAUAUAUAAUAUAUAAACAUUAAACACUACAACCAAGCUGGUCCUCGAAAACAAAACUACAUAAUAAGGCAUACAGCUAGAUUAGUAAAAGAUACAAGAUUUGCACAAAAACGUACUGGAUUUUGAGACAAAACUAUACUUUAAUUAUAGUGGUACUACAUACACACUGUUAGUUCAGUAUUACUGUUGAAGGCACUGCUGUGGCAUACCUCUGCAGUAGUGUGAAUGAGAGAAGAGAGAGAAAAGAACUCCAUAAAAGCACAAAUUCUUAACUAACACCACUAUACAGUGAAACCUCCGAAUAAAGGACACCUCUCUCUAUAAAGGACGCUUGGUUCUGCCCCAUACUAAUACAUUAGUGUACUGUACUACCUCCGAAUAAAGGCUGCCUCUGAAUA